UUCGGGGUUACAGUUCUUUUAUUGUCGGCGAAAAGAAAAAUAUAAGAAAAAGAAAAUUCGUUUUGAGAUGAAGAAUUAAUAUUAGAUUGAAUGAUUGUGAGAUGUAUCGGGUUUAGUACAACUGCUUACAUUUUUUUACAAAGCGAUAGGAUUGUGGGAAAAAGCUGAGAGAAUAAACUUAAAUAAUUUCACGGAACUUGAGAAGCUUUCUUAUCCUUCACAGCCAGUGUGAUGUCUUGCACUGACCUUGUUGACAGGUUCAUGCCUUGAAGGACAUUCGG
Clunio marinus is the source of this 281-nucleotide messenger RNA. The record is from the annotation of a GenBank genome assembly. NCBI's taxonomy places the organism in Eukaryota, Metazoa, Arthropoda, Insecta, Diptera, Chironomidae.